This is a messenger RNA of Phyllostomus hastatus (greater spear-nosed bat), 960 nucleotides long. RefSeq names its product olfactory receptor 2S2. The record is from RefSeq and is a predicted model, not a curated record. Gene Ontology annotation, biological process: G protein-coupled receptor signaling pathway. Bases 1 to 960 code for a protein of 319 amino acids. Gene Ontology annotation, cellular component: membrane. Lineage: Eukaryota; Metazoa; Chordata; Mammalia; Chiroptera; Phyllostomidae. Gene Ontology annotation, molecular function: G protein-coupled receptor activity; olfactory receptor activity. The transcript has a single exon.
AUGGAAAAAUCCAAUCAGACAUCCCCCAUGGUAGGAUUCAUUCUCCUGGGCCUCUCCGCCUACCCAACGCUGGAGAAAAUAUUUUUUGUGCUCAUCCUGCUGAUGUACCUGGUGGUCCUGCUGGGCAAUGGGGUCCUCAUCCUGGUGACCCUUCUUGACUCCCAUCUGCACACGCCCAUGUACUUCUUCCUGGGGAACCUCUCCUUCCUGGACAUCUGCUACACCACCUCCUCAGUCCCUCUGGCCCUGGAUGGCUUCUUGACACCCCAGGAAACCAUCUCCUUCUCAGGCUGUGCUGUGCAGGUGUUCCUCUCCUAUGCCAUGGCAGGGACAGAGUGUGUGCUCCUGAGCAUGAUGGCAUUUGAUCGCUACGUGGCCAUCUGCAACCCCCUGAGGUACCCCGUGGUCAUGAGCAAGCCUGUCUACGUGCCCAUGGCUGCCGGCUCCUGGGCUAUUGGUGGUGCUAAUUCUGUGAUGCACACAACCUUGUUAACUCGGCUGCCCUUCUGUGAAGACAGCAUCAUCAACCACUUCACCUGUGAGAUCCUGGCUGUCCUGAAGUUGGCCUGUGCUGACAUCUCCAUCAAUGUGAUCAGCAUAGAGGUGACAAAUGUGAUCUUCCUGGGGGCCCCAGUUCUGUUCAUCUCUUUCUCCUAUGUGUUCAUCAUUACUACCAUCCUGAGGAUCCCCUCGGCCGAGGGAAGGAAAAAGGCCUUCUCCACCUGCUCUGCCCACCUCACGGUCGUGGUCAUCUUCUACGGGACCUUAUUUUUCAUGUAUGGGAAACCGAAAUCCAAGGACCCACUGGGAGCAGACAAACAGGACCUUUCAGACAAGUUUAUUUCCCUCUUCUAUGGGGUGGUGACCCCCAUGCUCAACCCCAUCAUCUACAGCCUGAGGAACAAGGACGUGAAGGCUGCUGUGAGGAACCUCGUAGCUCGGAAAGCAGUCAGCCAGUGA